AAAGUAAAAGUGCGCUCUUCGGUUUAUGUGGAGAGAAAUAUAAAGUUUUCUAGAAAAUCACGUGUGAUGGAGGGUACAAGACCAGAUUCACCUCAACCCAGCUGUGUCUCCAUGAAGAGCGACCGGUCAAUGGAACCUCCACAAUACUUUAAAGAUGAAGGAGGAUGUUUUACUGAUCUAAGUGUGAUGGAGGGUACGAGACCAGAAUCACCUGAACACAGCUGUGUCUCCAUGAAGAGUGACCAGUCAAUGGAACCUCCACGUAACUUUAAAAAUGGAGGAUGCUCUGAUCUGAGUGUGAUGGAGGGUACGAGACCAGAUUCACCUGAACCCAGCUGUGUGUCCAUGAAGAGUGAGCAGUCAAUAAAACAACCACCUGUAUUUAAGGAUGGAGGAUGUUCUACUGAUCUGAGACCACAAAAGGAGAAUUUAAAUGUUACUUACAGAGAUCAGCUGGAAUCCAUAUUUAAGGAACUGGAGCUUAAAGUCAUCAGCAUGUUAAAGAAUGAGCUAAAUAAGUUCAAAAAGCUCCUGAAUGAAGAUUACCCAGCAUGCUCUGAGCAGGAGGUGAAGGAUGUGGAAGAUCUGAGUAAUUUCAGAGAGGGGGCGCUAAAGAUCACACUGAAUGUUCUGAAGAUCAUGAACCAGACAGACCUCGCUAACACCCUGCAGAUGAAACUAUUAGGCUCUGUAUAUCAGAAAAGACUGAAAUCAAACCUGAGAGAGAAAUGUAAAAGAAUUAAUGAAGGAAUCUCUCAGCAUGGAAGCUCAGCACUUCUGAAUGAGAUCUACACAGAGCUCUACAUCACAGAGGGUUGGAGUGGAGACGUCAAUAAUGAACAUGAGGUCACACAGAUUGAAGCAGCAUCCAGGAGACCAGCAGCACAGGAGAUUCCCAUCAAAUGCAGCGACCUCUUUAGAGACAUGUCCAUCAGAACUGUGCUGACUAAAGGAAUCGCUGGAAUUGGAAAAACAGUCUCAGUGCAGAAGUUCAUUCUGGACUGGGCUGAAGGAAAAGCAAAUCAGGACAUCAUCUACAUAUUUCCACUUCCUUUUAGAGAGCUGAACUUGAUGAAGCAGGAAAAUCUCAGUCUGAUGGAACUUCUUCAUCAGUUUUUCCCAGAAGUGAAAGGUCUGACAUCAUUAGACUGUGAAGCUUAUAAUGUUUUGUUCAUCUUUGAUGGUCUGGAUGAGUGUCGACUUCCUCUAGAUUUUCAAAAUAAUGAGCGAUUGUGUAACAUAACAAAGUCAGAAAAAAUGGAUGUGCUGCUGACAAACCUCAUCAAGGGGAACCUGCUUCCCUUUGCUCACCUCUGGAUCACCACUCGACCAGGAGCAGCCAAUCAGAUCCCUCCUGAGUGUGUAGACCAGGUAACAGAGGUACGAGGGUUCAGUGACCUUCAGAAAGAGGAGUACUUCAGGAAGAGGAUCAGUGCUGAGAACCUGGCUGGUAAAAUCAUCAAACACAUGAAGUCAUCAAGAAGCCUCUACAUCAUGUGUCACAUUCCAGUCUUCUGCUGGAUCUCAGCCUCUGUUCUAGAGAGGAUUCUGGAUGAAGCCGAGGGAAAAGAGAUUCCCAAAACUUUGACUCAGAUGUUCACAUACUUUCUGAUCUUUCAGAUAAAACACAAGGAACAAAAGUAUCAUGGGAAAUCUGACUCUGAUCUACACCAGACCAAUGAGACGAUACUGGCACUGGGAAAACUGGCCUUCCAACAGCUGGAGAAAGGAAACCUGAUCUUCUAUGAAGAAGACCUGACAGAGUGUGGCAUUGAUGUCAAAAACACAUCAGUGUACUCAGGAGUCUGCACCCAAAUCUUCAAAAAAGAGGCUGGACUGCACCUGGGUCAGAUCUUCAGCUUUGUGCACCUGAGUGUUCAGGAAUUUCUGGCUGCUUUAUAUGUAUUUCUCACCUUCAUCAACAAAAACAGAAAUGUGCUGGUGAUGCAAAACACUGGAUUCUUUAACAUCGUUAGAAACUCUAUGUCUGACUUUCUGAAGAGUGCAGUGGACAAGGCCUUACAGAGUAAGAAUGGACACCUGGAUCUUUUCCUCCGCUUUCUCCUGGGUCUCUCACUGGAGUCCAAUCAGACUCUCUUGCGAGGCCUACUGCCACAAACAGGAAGUGACUCUUACAACAAAGAAGAAACAGUCGGGUACCUCAAGGAGAAGAUCAGUGGGAAUCCCUCUCCAGAGAAAUCCAUCAAUCUGUUCCACUGUCUGAAUGAACUGAACGAUGAUUCUCUAGUGCAGGAAGUCCAACAAUACCUGAACAGAAGAGGUUCUGGACACCGUCUUUCUCCUGCUCAGUGGUCGGCUCUGGUGUUUGUGUUGCUGAACUCAGAUCAGGAGCUGGAUGAGUUUGAUUUAAGGAAAUAUUACCCAUCACAUGAAGGUCUUCUGAAGCUCCUGCCUGUGGUGAAAGAAUCAAGAAGAGCUAAGUUGUGGUGGUGUAAUCUAACAGAGGAAAGUUGUGAAGUUCUGUCCUCAGUUCUCAGUUUAAACUCCUCCAGUCUGAAACAUCUGAACCUGAGUAACAAUAAACUGAAGGAUUCAGGAGUGAAGCUGCUCUUUGCUGGACUGGAGAAUCUACACUGUAAACUGGAGAUACUGGAGUUGAGGAAUUGUGAUCUAACAGAGGAAAGUUGUGAAGUUCUGUCCUCAGUUCUCACUUUAAACUCCUCCAGUCUAAAACAACUGAAACUGGAAAACAAUAAACUGAAGGAUUCAGGAGUGAAGCUGCUCUCUGCUGGACUGGAGAAUCCACACUGUAAACUGGAGAUACUGGAGUUUGCUCGUUGUAAUCUAACAGAGAAAAGUUGUGAAGUUCUGUCCUCAGUUCUCAGUUUAAACUCCUCCAGUCUGAAACAUCUGGACCUGAGUAACAAUAAACUGAAGGAUUCAGGAGUGAAGCUGAUCUCUGCUGGACUGGAGAAUCCACACUGUAAACUGGAGAUACUGGGGUUGGCUGGUUGUAAUCUAAGAGAGAAAAGUUGUGAAGUUCUGUCCUCAGUUCUCAGUUCAAACUCCUCCAGUCUGAAACAUCUGUACUUUGGUUAUAAUGAACUGAAGGAUUCAGGAGUGAAGCUGCUCUCUGCUGGACUGGAGAAUCUACACUGUAAACUGGAGAUACUGAAGUUGGAUGAUUGUAAUCUAACAGAGAAAAGUUGUGAAGUUCUGUCCUCAGUUCUCAGUUUAAACUCCUCCAGUCUGAAACAUCUGAACCUGAGUUUUAAUGAACUGGAGGAUUCAGGAGUGAAGCUGCUCUCUGCUGGACUGGAGAAUCCACACUGUAAACUGGAGAUACUGGAGUUGUGGAGUUGCAGUAUUACAGAUGAAGGUUUUACUGCUCUGGCUUCAUCUUUGAAAUCAAAUCCAUCAUCACGUCUGAGAGAACUGAGUCUAAACAACAAUCAUCCAGGAAAAUCAGGAGUAAAACUGCUCAAAGAUCUACAGGAGGAUCCACAAUGUAACCUAGAAAAACUAAGGUAACUUACUGUUGCUUUUAUACACAGACACACCUAAACACACACAUGCACACGUUACAUACAGGGCAGCAUGGUGGCUAAGUGGGAAGAACUGUCGCCUCACAACAGGAAGAUACUGGGUUCAAUCCCCAGGUGGGGCAGUCCUUUCUGCGAUAUAACCUUGUGAAUUGAGUCUUGUGUAAUGAAUAACUACCGUUUCUGUCAUGAAUGUAACCAAAGUGUAAAACAUGACAUUAAAAUCCUAAUAAACAAACAUAACAUA
This is a messenger RNA of Trichomycterus rosablanca, 3750 nucleotides long. Its product is annotated as NACHT, LRR and PYD domains-containing protein 12-like. Gene Ontology annotation, molecular function: protein binding. The transcript is spliced from 13 exons. Gene Ontology annotation, biological process: intracellular signal transduction. The coding region runs from base 67 to 3492 and encodes 1141 amino acids. Lineage: Eukaryota; Metazoa; Chordata; Actinopteri; Siluriformes; Trichomycteridae. The record is from RefSeq and is a predicted model, not a curated record.